UAACGCCAUUUUCACGCAGCGCGCAGUCAGUCAGUCAGUCAGUCAGUCGGCGAACUGUCAUCUCCUCGGCGGUGGUGUGAUCCCCCCGGUGAAGUGAAGUGGAGUGAAGCCACCAAGAGCCGGGGUUCGUCUGACACGGAGCACGUCGCCGCUGCCACGAUGGAGCCUCGGGGGGACGAGCUGCUGCCGCCGCCGCCUCCGCCGCCGCGCGGCUCCGACGACUGAAGCGAGCGUUUGACAGAUAGACGCUGUUAGCUAUGUAGCUAGCUGCUCAUCACCAGUCGGCAAAACAUAACCUCCCGGAGACAAGAGUGUUUCAUAACUCUUAUAUAAAUAUAUUAAUAUUUAUCAUCAAGCUGAUUAAAGGAACAGCACCCCACCCCCCUCCCGCCAUCUGAGGAUUAAAAAGGCGUGAUUUACACGGGAAAGCAGCGUCACAGUCCGGGCUACUUUGGCAACGGAUGUCCUAAGAGAACGGAUGCGUGAGGACAUGUCCACCAUGGUGUGCGUGAAGGAGGAGGAGGACCCCGGGGAGAAGCUGUCCCAGGACGAGAUCAUCUCCCGGACCAAGCAGGUGAUCCAGGGGCUGGACGCCCUGAAGCAGGAGCACCACUCCAUCCUGGAGGGCCUGCUGGGCACGCUGCGCUGCCUGAAGCAGGACGAGGAGGGCGUGCUGGUGGAGGAGAAGUCGCACAUGAUCCGCAAGUCGCUGGAGAUGCUGGAGCUCGGGCUGAGCGAGGCGCAGGUGAUGAUGGCGCUGUCGAGCCACCUGAGCUCGGUGGAGUCGGAGAAGCAGAAGCUGCGGGCGCAGGUGCGCCGGCUCUGCCAGGAGAACCAGUGGCUGCGGGACGAGCUGGCCGGCACGCAGCAGAAGCUGCAGAAGAGCGAGCAGAGCGUGGCCCAGCUGGAGGAGGAGAAGAAGCACCUGGAGUUCAUGAACCAGCUGAAGAAAUACGACGAGGACCUCUCGCCCACCGAGGAGAAGGACUCGGACUCCAGCAAAGAGACUCUGGAUGAUCUCUUCCCCGACGACCACGACGACCAAGCCCCAGGCAUGCAGCCGGCCCACGGCAGCGCCGCGGCGGCGGCCGCCCAGCAGGGGGGCUACGAGAUCCCGGCCCGCCUGAGGACCCUCCACAACCUGGUGAUCCAGUACGCCUCCCAGGGCCGGUACGAGGUGGCCGUGCCGCUCUGCAAACAGGCCCUGGAGGACCUGGAGAAGACCUCUGGACACGACCACCCCGACGUGGCCACCAUGCUCAACAUCCUCGCCCUCGUUUACAGGGAUCAGAACAAAUACAAGGAGGCGGCGAACCUGCUGAACGACGCUCUGGCCAUCAGGGAGAAGACUCUGGGCCGAGACCAUCCGGCUGUCGCCGCCACCCUCAACAACUUGGCCGUCCUGUACGGGAAGAGAGGGAAGUACAAGGAGGCGGAGCCGCUGUGCAAGAGAGCACUGGAGAUCAGAGAAAAGGUGCUGGGGAAGGACCACCCGGACGUGGCCAAGCAGCUGAACAACCUGGCCCUGCUGUGCCAGAACCAGGGCAAGUACGACGAGGUGGAGUACUACUACAUGAGGGCGCUGGACAUCUACCAGACCAAACUGGGCCCCGACGACCCCAACGUGGCCAAGACCAAGAACAACCUGGCGUCCUGUUACCUGAAGCAGGGCAAGUUCAAGCAGGCUGAGACUCUUUAUAAAGAAAUCCUCACCCGCGCUCACGAGAGGGAGUUCGGCUCCGUUGACGAUGAGAACAAACCGAUCUGGAUGCACGCUGAGGAGCGAGAGGAACAAAGCAAGGGGAAGCAGAAGGACGGUUCACCGUUUGGAGAAUACGGAGGCUGGUACAAGGCCUGUAAGGUCGACAGCCCCACGGUGACGACCACCCUGAAAAACCUGGGCGCCCUCUACAGGCGACAGGGCAAGUUCGAGGCGGCGGAGACUCUGGAGGAAGCCGCCAUGCGUUCCAGAAAGCAGGGUCUGGACACUGUGCACAAGCAGCGCGUGGCCGAGGUCCUGAGCGAGCCGGAGGCCCGCGAGAAGCAGCGGAGCCGCGAGAGCUUGACCUCGGACACGGUGAAGUACGAGAGCGGGCCGGACGGUGGCGAGGAAGUGAGUAUGAGCGUGGAGUGGAACGGGGCAUAACUCCAGAUGCCUUGUAAUGGUUCUUUAAAAAACAACAGCUUGUCUUCUGCAUGACGGACGCCUCCUCUUCUCCUCGCCGCCUCAACCCCUUCAGCUUCUGCAGUUUUGUCUUCAGCUCUGACUUCCUUCUCUCUUUUCUCCUCCACCACCUCCUCUGGGCUCUGGUGGGAUUUGUGUCGCUCUCUGAAAUGUCUGAGAGCGGAUGUGGAGGGAAAUUUAAAAUCCAAACUGUUGCUUCCCGGGCGGGAGACGACCCCGGUUGGUGUUUCUUCGCCAUGGCAACAUCUCUCCCCUUGUCAUCUCUCUGCUUCUCUACUUCCUGUCACUCCCCCGUGUCUCUAACCUGCUUUUCAUUUUGGCUGAAGACUCAAAUUUAAACAUAUAAAUGUUGUUGUUUUUUCAGUUAAGAAACACUUGAAAAGGAAAAAUUUAAAGAAAUCAAGUCUAUUGUCAAGUCAAGUUUAUUGUAGAGCUGAAAUUGUUAUUCGACUAAUUCACUACGCCGUCAACAGGGAAUUGAUCGCCAACUGUUUUGAUAAUUGACAAAUCUUACAGGAUGGUUAAAUCAUGGAUUAAGAUAAAGUUCAAAUUAUCACAACAAUGGGGCCCAUACAACGUGUACAAUCAUCAUAAUGUCUGUCAGUGAUUAUGAAAUACAUUUACAGACCAGACUCAACGAUCAACAUGUGAAUAAGAUCAAUCAUAUUUUAUAAGAUUAGGUCAGACUUGAUCAGUUUGGAUGAAACAACAACGAAAAAAAUAACAAUCAGGGGAAAAAUAAAGAAAGAAAAUAAAUAUAAACCUGUCAAAAUACGUUAUGAACAGUUCAUAAGGUUAAUAAGUCACAAAUAUGACUAAAGAGUCGUCGUGUUCACAUGUCGUCCCUCGUUAAGAUGAAGAAUGGAAUAACGGAUGAAAAAAAGUUCAUGGAAAGUAUAUUCAAACUCACAAAACUUUUAUCAAAGCUGCAGUGUGAGAUAUUUGGCGGCAUCCGGUGGUGAAGUUACAAACCGCAACCGUUUUCCUCCGACCCCUCGGCUCUUCGGCUCUCGGAUCAUCGACGCAGAUCAGUUCAACAUAAACGUGUUAAGAAAAAAAAAAAUCAUUAGUGGUGACUCGCGACGUCACAGUGACUCAAACACGCUGUAAAUAAUAACUCGUCUGCAUGAUUGAAGCACCUUCAAGUUAAAACCUUAAAAAUAAUAAAAAAAGAAUCUGUGACAGGAUGGAGGAUGUUUGUGGAGGGUGAAGAAGGCGUCAUCAUGCUCCUGUACUGUAUCUCUCUGUAUAUAGAUGUAAUGCGAAAACUUGGCAAGUGGGAAACGUCUCCUCCUCUUUGUUCACCUCUUUGCUUCUCUGCUACUAAUCCAACCUGCGUGUCCCGUCCCCGUCUGUGCAUCUCACACUUUGUCUUUCUUAACUUCUAAUAAAACCUUAAACUCUUUGCUCAACUGAA
This is a messenger RNA of Scophthalmus maximus (turbot), 3602 nucleotides long. RefSeq names its product kinesin light chain 1a (gene klc1a). The coding region runs from base 479 to 2146 and encodes 555 amino acids. The transcript has 14 exons. Gene Ontology annotation, biological process: axo-dendritic transport. Gene Ontology annotation, molecular function: kinesin binding. Gene Ontology annotation, cellular component: cytoplasm; membrane-bounded organelle; kinesin complex. The record is from RefSeq and is a predicted model, not a curated record. Lineage: Eukaryota; Metazoa; Chordata; Actinopteri; Pleuronectiformes; Scophthalmidae.